This is a messenger RNA of Beta vulgaris subsp. vulgaris (sugar beet), 2756 nucleotides long. RefSeq names its product NAD(P)H-quinone oxidoreductase subunit M, chloroplastic. NCBI's taxonomy places the organism in Eukaryota, Viridiplantae, Streptophyta, Magnoliopsida, Caryophyllales, Amaranthaceae. Gene Ontology annotation, molecular function: oxidoreductase activity, acting on NAD(P)H, quinone or similar compound as acceptor. The record is from RefSeq and is a predicted model, not a curated record. The coding region runs from base 1 to 624 and encodes 207 amino acids. The transcript has 3 exons.
AUGGCAGCUGCUUCAUCAUAUAUUGCUUCAAUAAAACUUCCCAACUUUUCUUGGAAUAUUGGAAACAAAAGAAUCCCACCAAAGAGAUUUAACUUCGGCAUUUCAGCUCAACAGCAAACUGAAGUGCAAGAAUCAGAGGAACUGAAGUUAGAUAAUGAGCGAGAAGACCAAGAUCAAAUGAAGCAACAAACACUAAGGCCUGUUGAAGCUCAAGUGAAUGUCCAGAACAAGAACUUGUCAAGAGAAUAUGGAGGGCAAUGGCUUAGCAGUGUAACCAGGCAUGUUAGGAUCUAUGCUGCCUACAUCGACCCUGAAACCUGCGCCAUGGAUCAAACUCAGAUGGAUAAACUUACCCUUAUUCUCGAUCCAACUGAUGAAUUCUUGUGGCCUGAUGAUACCUGCGACAAGGUUUACGCAUACUUCCAAGAGCUCGUCGAUCACUAUGAGGGUGCACCUCUGACAGAAUACACACUGCGCCUCAUUGGUUCAGACAUAGAACAUUAUAUAAGAAAGAUGUUGUAUGAUGGAGAAAUCAAAUACAACAUGAAUUCAAGAGUGUUAAACUUCAGCAUGGGAAAACCGCGGAUGAAAUUCAACAGCAACGAGCUUCCAGAUGUAGAGUAAUAGCAAGCAUCAGUUGACGCAAACCAGUCAGAUUUUCCACUUUCUCAUGUUGAAUCAAAACACCAAUUUCUUCAUCAUCAACAUAAUCCAAAUUGUUACUUUCUUUCUCCAAUUAUACUUCACCGACGAACAACUCCAAUUGUACCUCACAGCCGCCGUCGAACCCACGCCGCCACACAGCAGUGCACGAUGUUGUUGACCGGUUGAGAUUAUUAUUAUUAUUUUAUAUUAAUUUAAUAUUGAAUGUACAGCUGGCACUAGUUAGUUACAGUUUGUUAGAAGGUUGUUACAACUUGUUGUAUAAAUAUGGUUCUUAUCUUGUCUGUUAACACAGAUUUUCAGUAAAUAAAAUCUAAGCUUCCUUCUUGCAUUCUCUCUAUAUAUUUCCUUUUCUCUCUAAUUACAUCAGCUGAUGUUGAUGAAAAUCAUCAUGGUAUCAGAGCUAUGGAACUCUGAGUCAGUUUUUCGCAUUUUUUUCACUGAUUCUUCCUGAAUUCUUCUUAAUUUCUUCUUUCAAUCUUCUUUUUCUUUCUCAAAUCAUGACAAAUUCUUCUGAUUCUACAGCAAAAUCAGAUAUUGUUGUAUCUAGUUACAAUGAUCCUUAUUUUCUGUCAAAUGGUGAUAGUACUAAUCAUUCUAUCACAAAUCAUACUUUUAAUGGCAAUAAUUUCAUCAAUUGGAAUCGUGUUGUUAGAGUUGCUUUGAUUGCGAGAAAUAAACUCGGAUUUCUUGAUGGAACCUUACAAAAACCAGCUAUUGAUUCUGUUGAUUAUCAUAAAUGGAUUCGAAAUGAUCAUAUAUGGUAAUGUCAGGGCUUUCAAAUUAAAUGGAGAAAUCGAUUGCUGAAAAUUUCCUAUUUACUGAUUCUACUUAUCAAUUCUGGAAUGGAGUAGUUGAAAGGUAUGGCCAUACAAACAUUCCUCAGUUAUACAAUCUUUACAAACUUUGAUGAAAACUGAACAAGGCAAACAAUCAAUUUUUGAAUAUUACAGUAAAAUGAAAAGAGUUUGGGAUGAGAUUCAUGUUUUAGAAGGAUUUCCUGAUUGUUCUUGUGGUGCAAUUGCGAAAUGUAGUUGUAAUUUGUUGAAGAAAAUUUUAGAAGCUUAUCAACGCAUGAAACUCAUUCAAUUUGUUUCUAGAUUGAAUUAAGAUUAUGAUUUAUCUAGUCAAAAUCUUCAACAAGUAGAGAGACAAAACAUGAACAAUUUAAAGAUUGAAAAAGUUGAAAUGAGUGCUUUAUUAAUUAGCAUCUCAAGCUCCUACUCGUCAUAAUUAUUCUGGUGGCCAAAAAAUUUCUGGAAUAAGAGAUUCUAAGAGGAUGAAAUCUGACAGAUUAUGUGAUCAUUGUAAGAUGAGAGGUCACACUAUGGAAAGUUGUUUUAAGCUUGUUGGAUAUCCGGAGUGGUAUUCCAAUUUGAAAGGUAAAACUCAGCCUAAAAUGGCUACUCAUGUUCAAGAAGCUGGCAUUUUAGGAAAUUCUCCCUUGGAGUUUGAGAAUUAUGGAUAUUCUAUUGGUUCCAAUUCUUCUCAUGCUGGAACUACUUCUGAUGCUGAUGGCAUGUAUUUUGUUGUGAUGAAGAAUAUGUUUAAGGAAUUUUUUAAGAUGAUGCAAACUAAAUCUGGAGAUUCUUGUUUUCAGAAUUACACUGCGGUUAAUCUUGCAGGUAUUACUUAUGUCUCUAAUGUUGCUUCUUUAGCACAUGAUUUUGAUUCUACAUCUUGGAUCAUAGAUACCGGUGCUCUGAUACCAUGAUGAUUUUCAUCAACAUCAGCUGAUGUAAUUAGAGAGAAAAGAAAAUAGAGAAAAGUAAAUCUAAGUUUCUUUCUUUAAGUCAUGUUCAGUCAUCUUUACAACUUGCAGACAUUAUGACAAUGCCUUUGGCUGCUGAUCAACAUAGUUUCCUUUCUACUAAGAUUGGUCUGGUUACUCAACCUCCAGCCAGUCCAUCUUGAGGGGGGAGGUUGUUGAGAUUAUUAUUAUUAUUUUAUAUUAAUUUAAGAUUGAAUGUACAGCUAGCACUAGUUACUCACAGUUUGUUAGAAGGUUGUUACAACUUGUUGUAUAAAUAUGGUUCUUAUCUUGUCUGUUAACACAUAAUUUCAGUAAAUAAAAUCUGAGCUUCCUUCUUGCA